ACGGAGGCGGGCCCUCGCGUCCACCGUCUGCGCGCUGAUUGGCGCCGCUGUGACAGUGGGAAGUGUCCGUACGCCGGUGUCUCCCUGGUUGCGCAAGACGCCAUUUUGGAGUGACAGUGAAAGAUAACGGGACGAUCGAGAAGCUGUCGUUUUAAAGCUUCGUCACCAUGGGGAAUAUGUUUGCAAACCUAUUCAAGGGCCUGUUUGGCAAAAAAGAGAUGAGGAUUCUCAUGGUCGGACUCGAUGCCGCAGGAAAGACCACCAUCCUUUAUAAGCUGAAGCUCGGAGAGAUAGUCACCACCAUUCCCACCAUUGGUUUUAACGUGGAAACUGUAGAAUACAAGAACAUCAGCUUCACAGUGUGGGACGUGGGCGGUCAGGACAAAAUCCGGCCGCUGUGGCGCCACUACUUCCAGAACACUCAAGGGCUCAUCUUCGUGGUGGACAGCAACGACAGGGAGCGGGUGAACGAGGCGAGGGAGGAGCUCUCCAGAAUGCUCUCCGAGGACGAGCUCCGAGACGCCGUGCUGCUCGUGUUCGCCAACAAACAGGAUCUCCCCAACGCGAUGAACGCCGCAGAGAUCACAGACAAGCUGGGUCUACACGCCCUGCGUCAGCGCAGCUGGUACAUCCAGGCCACCUGCGCCACCAGCGGCGACGGCCUGUACGAGGGCCUGGACUGGCUCUCCAACCAGCUCAAGAGCCAGAAAUGAUCCAUUCCACCAGUUUUUGUUUUUGAAAUUAUUAUUUUUAUUUUUAUUUUUUUUUCUUGUUUGUCGUUUAAUUUUUUCUGUUUCAACACAGCGGCAGCACCGGACCCAGGCCCCUCCGCUCCCGUCGAACCCCCCAACCUCCACCUCAGCUCUUUACUUCCUUCAUUCCCUCCCUCCCCCCCUCUCUCUUCGUCAGUGGGACUCUAGCCUGUGCUGCUUGUGUGUGUGUGUGUGUGUGUGUGUGUGUGUGUGUGUGUGUGUGUGUGUGUGUGUGUGUGUGUGUGUGUGUGUGUGUGUGUGUGUGUGUGUGUGUGUGUGUGUGUGUGUGUGUGUGUGUGUGUGUGUGUGUGUGUGUGUGUUCAGCGAGUGUGUGUGUGGGUGUGAAGGCGUCUCUGUAUGUUGGCUGGGAUUGGGAGUGACCCCGGCGUGCCUUUUACACACCUGUGAAAUCAGCAGUCUGGUUCUCAAGCCCCUCGCGCCGCCAUCCACCGAAACUCCGCCUCUGCCCCGCUCGCGCCCCCCCCCCCCCACUCUCAGUCUGCACGGCCCCCUCCCCACCCACACCCCCACCUCCCCUCUCACCCCGACUCUCCAGAGGAAGCAUGGUUUUCAAAUGGCGAAGACAGAGCCCCUCCCACGCCCCGCCCCCUCCUCCCUGCAGUAUCUCUGUUGAUAGAAGUGACGUCGUCCCGCGUUAGAAUGAUCGAUGCUACGUGUUCAUUUUAAAAAACCUCUUUUUUUGAUUUAGAAACCUCAACCCACCAGUAAGAGAUUCAGUUCGUUGCAUCUUAACCUGUAUCAGGUCGAAGCAAAUCAAAAAACAGAAGAAAAGAAGAAAAAAAAAAGAAGAAGAAAGGAAACAAAAUAAACCCCUCUCCCUCCCUCUAUCGUUCUCGUCCUCUGAAAAUCAUGCUGUUUUGUUUUACUAUUAUUAUUAUUGUAUUGGAAUAUAACAGAUUAUUCUUAGCAAUGGUUCUGCAAUGAACACUACCUUCCUCCCCCCUCCCCCCUCACUUAACGAGACCGUGAAGCACAAGGCAAGCCAACAAUCUUUAAAAAAAAAUUGAAUCUACUAAAUUAGAACCUGCGUGUUUAUGCAAUUCUUGUCUUUUCAUUCCCCCCCGAUUCUGUUGGUAGGCGGAUUAGGAAUCCCUGGAUUAAAAAUUGGAGUAACGACUCAACCCGACAGUGUCGUAGGUCGUCUGACUCCCGACGACAUUCACAAGCUUCACGCGUUCGAUUCCUUUAAAGAGACGUUACAUGUGUUGUUGUUUUUUUCUCUCUCUGUAACUAGUUUUAGCGUUUCUAUUUGUACAAUGACUGCUGAACCAAAUGCAUUUGAGCAGUACGACAAAUCCUGUACGUGGAGAGUAGUGAGUUUUCCCCUCGAGGGGCCUGAACGAGGUGUUGUCACCUCGCCAACGGUUUGGAAGCUGACAGCGUCCGGCUCGUCUGACGUUUCGCGGUUGGGGACGAAGGAUCGGCACCAAAACAUGAAAAUAUGAAGGUUCCCUCUCUCUCUUUAACUGUGACCGGUCCCAGACGUGAAGGAAAAUGAAAAUAAAAACCUAGAUCCCACGACCUGGCGUCCUCGGCGGAGAGCGGGAUGGACCGGCGGUGGAGCCCGCCGGAGGGGGAACGGGUGUGUGGUCAGCCGGUGGUGCGACGCGGCGGUGGCGCUCCUCAGCGUGGAGACGUGGGGGUUAAAACUGGCACUUCUGUCAUGAAUGAUUGUAAAUCUGUACGUUCCCCUGUAAACUGUUUCUGUGGGGAUUUUCCUGAACACAUUAAUAAACAUGAUUUGAUCCAACAGA
Molecule: messenger RNA, 2527 nt
Organism: Scophthalmus maximus (turbot)
Lineage: Eukaryota; Metazoa; Chordata; Actinopteri; Pleuronectiformes; Scophthalmidae
Gene: arf2b
Product: ADP-ribosylation factor 2b
Exons: 5
Coding region: 168-713 (181 amino acids)
Biological process (GO): intracellular protein transport; vesicle-mediated transport
Cellular component (GO): cytoplasm; plasma membrane
Molecular function (GO): GTPase activity; GTP binding
Source: RefSeq, a predicted model, not a curated record